UUGUUUCUCGUUUCAUUAAUAUUUCUUCCCCAUAAAACCACAGACUGCCCCUUUAGGUAAAAUACAUCCCUUGAGACUUUCUGUUGUGAUUUUAUCCAUGGAGGUCUGGUCACUAAAACAUUGUGUGUGUGAUUGUGGUUGGGUUACACUGAUUGUAGAUGUGGUUAAUGAUUGUUUUCCAGUUGAUAUCUAAGAAUCAACAGCAGAAAGCAGCGGGCGCCUUCACGUCCUCCACAUCCAGCUGCCGUCAUGCUGCUGAACGCUCUGCUCGUGGUGUUGAGCUCUCAGUGCGUCUGGGCCAGAAAGUCUGAACCUUCCUUCGAUGAGGCGGACGCAGGGUUUUUCAGGGGAUCGGAUAAAUAUGACUUUGCCAUCGAGGUUCCUGCUGCAGGGGCGGAGUGUUUCUGGCACUUCGCCCACCAGAGUGGAAGCUUCUAUCUGAUGUACCUGGUACAGUGGACGACAGGGAUGGCCAAUGACCAGCGCCUCUUCGUGACAGUGAACUCACCACUCGGCUCUCUCAUGGCUUCAAAGAACCAGGCUGUUGGACAGAUGAACUUCCAGACUGAGGUGACAGGUUUUUACCGGAUGUGUUUUGGGAACCACAACAACCAGUUUGGAGGCAUCAGGGUCUUUAUGAACUUUGGCGUCAUCUACGAAGGCUUUGAGGAGUCACAGAGAGAGCUGCAGGAAGGAGAGAGAGUCCUCAACAGCACUUUGGGCAAUAUUGAGGAGAGUGUACAGAGGCUCCAGAAUCAGAUCUUCCACAUGUGGCGUAAUUACAACUUUGCCCGCAUGAGGAAAGGGAAGGAUCACCACCUCCUCCUGUCCAACCUCAACUACGUCACCUGGUGGUCGGCAGCUCAAAGCUUCAUCAUCGUCCUGUCCGGCUACCUGCAGCUCCUCGUCCUCAAAAGACUCUUCCACACAGACUCCAGCAGGCCACGAUGCUGAGAGCAAACGAUGCCAAAAUAAAAUCAA
Acanthopagrus latus (yellowfin seabream) is the source of this 981-nucleotide messenger RNA. Its product is annotated as transmembrane emp24 domain-containing protein 6-like. The coding region runs from base 250 to 954 and encodes 234 amino acids. Gene Ontology annotation, biological process: Golgi organization; intracellular protein transport; endoplasmic reticulum to Golgi vesicle-mediated transport. The record is from RefSeq and is a predicted model, not a curated record. Gene Ontology annotation, cellular component: endoplasmic reticulum-Golgi intermediate compartment; COPII-coated ER to Golgi transport vesicle; Golgi apparatus. The transcript is spliced from 4 exons. Lineage: Eukaryota; Metazoa; Chordata; Actinopteri; Spariformes; Sparidae.